This is a messenger RNA of Meriones unguiculatus (Mongolian gerbil), 872 nucleotides long. It is a transcript of the gene Lim2, whose product is annotated as lens intrinsic membrane protein 2. The record is from RefSeq and is a predicted model, not a curated record. The transcript has 5 exons. Gene Ontology annotation, molecular function: structural constituent of eye lens. Bases 65 to 586 code for a protein of 173 amino acids. Gene Ontology annotation, cellular component: plasma membrane. NCBI's taxonomy places the organism in Eukaryota, Metazoa, Chordata, Mammalia, Rodentia, Muridae.
CAGUUUCCACAGAGGGGCUGUGGCAGAAGGAGGGCUCAGGACAGACUCUACCACUCAGAUCACCAUGUACAGCUUCAUGGGUGGUGGCCUCUUCUGCGCCUGGGUAGGGACCAUCCUGUUGGUGGUAGCCACAGCGACGGACCACUGGAUGCAGUAUCGGCUGUCGGGGUCCUUCGCACACCAGGGCCUGUGGCGUUACUGCCUGGGCAACAAGUGCUUCCUGCAAACGGAGAGCAUCGCAUACUGGAAUGCCACCCGGGCUUUCAUGAUCCUGUCUGCCCUGUGCGCCACCUCGGGCAUCGUCAUGGGGGUCCUCGCCUUUGCACAGCAGUCCACCUUCACCCGCCUCUCCAGACCCUUCUCGGCCGGCAUCAUGUUUUUUGCCUCGACCCUAUUUGUCCUGUUGGCCUUGGCCAUUUACACCGGAGUCACCGUCAGUUUUCUCGGCCGCCGCUUUGGGGACUGGCGCUUUUCAUGGUCUUACAUCCUGGGCUGGGUGGCCCUGCUCAUGACCUUCUUUGCAGGAAUUUUCUACAUGUGCGCCUACCGGAUGCAUGAGUGCCGGCGCCUAUCCAACCCGCGCUGAGCCCUGGGGUAAAAUUUGCAGCUGGAAGUUACAAUGAGGGCAGCGAAGAGAAGGGGGAGAACCUAGAGGCUGGAAGUCCUGACUCCUGAGGGAAUGAUGGGGCUCAGUCCUCGAUUCUAGAUAGGAAAGCCCCGGAUCCCUCUGUCCUGUGUGGGGAAGAAAAGUCGGGUCAGAUGGGAGGAAGCUGAGAAGACAUGAGCCCCCACCUGCCCCGAGGGGUGGUAGAAAAAUGGAGACUCCUUUAGGGGGCCAUUUUGGGAUCUAAUAAAACUGAUGUGAAACUAUC